UGGACAAUACCCCGAGGACUACUGCUUGCUGUACUCUAUUAUAGUCUAUAUGCGAGAUUACGGGUCACGCCAAGAACGCCAGACCGAUCCAGCAUGGUUGAGUUGCACGCAUGUGCAAACGGGUGGUGUUGUCGUGGCCGCGAGCUCGCCGCCGCAGAGAGAGGAGGGAGGGCAGGAAGGGUACUGCUGUAGUAGCACACGCACAAAUUGAGCAGCAGUAGGACACAAUCAUGGAAGGAGCGAGUGGCGGCGCCGGAGCUCCGGCGGCUGGCUUGUCUACUACGGUAGUGCCCGUUACGGAAGAGCAAACAUUCCCCAGCCGCAAGGCGCUUAAGGUGGCGGUAGCAGCUGAGCUUGCCGCCCAAGGGCGAGCCAUGAAGAAUGGAAGCGGUGCUGGCAGCCGACAGAUCCACCUUGUGUGCAAGACUUGCACAAGUUGGUCCGUGAAGGGUUGCCAACAGAGGAACGGCGACUUCAAGAUCACGAAGGUAGAGAGCUCCCACGUCGACUGCCGUGGGGGCGGGCGCACUAGCUCCGCAGUGAUGCAGCCCCUGGUGGACCAACUUGUACGUGCCAACCCCAAGAUCGGCGGUCCCGCCAUCAAGCGAACCCUCGAAACCGUGGGCUUCGCCGUCUCCGAUCGUACGUCCCAGGAGAGCCAAGAAGCGCAUCGCUACCUCUACGAGGGAGGAUGAAGCGGCUGCCAUUGCGCGUAUUCCAUCAUUUUUCGAAGGGAUCGAGCGCGAUAGCCCGGGUUCCGUUGCCACGGUCGAGAUGAGCCGCGACAAGCGGUUCGUGAGAAGCUUCCUGAUGCUGGGCAACGCCGCCUUCGUCGCCGCCCACAGCGUCCCCA
Ectocarpus sp. CCAP 1310/34 is the source of this 853-nucleotide messenger RNA. The record is from the annotation of a GenBank genome assembly. NCBI's taxonomy places the organism in Eukaryota, Phaeophyceae, Ectocarpales, Ectocarpaceae.